AUAUUAUGAAAAAUGAUACCAAAUGUCUUCUCAGUCAGUUGUUUGAAUUAUGAUUCCGGAAGAUUCUAUUUUUAUAUCUUUGGACGUAGUAGUCUCUUUUUUUAUAAAUAAGUCUGUAGAACUUGUUGCUAACGGCGUCGAACGUCAUUGAGACCUUAUUCAGAAAUACCGCUGAACAUUAUUGAGAAAUACCGCUCUUCCAAAAUCCGAAUUUAUCAACGGCAUUAAAUGGUCCCUGAUUCAACUUUUUUAUUUUUAAGGGGGAACCUACUUUAAAAAGCCGUUUCUUCUCGAUUUUUAAAAAAAUAUGGCAAAAUUUAUUGAAUGUAAAGAAGGUAUACGGUAAUGUUCACUAUUUAAACUAUUUAAAAAACUUUUUGAUGUAAAAAAUUUCAAAAUGGCAGGACAGUAACUGCUUGAAGUUGGCUUCUUAAAUUUGCGCCGGUAAAUGCCGAGAUCACAAAAUUAAUGUGAAACAAAAAUUUCAAGAAAUAAUAAAUGUUAAUAAUUAUUGUUUAAAGCAAAAUAUUAAUGAACUGAUAGAUUUUGGGACCAGAUAGUUGAAAAAUAAGAACGUAAAAUUUGAAAAUGAUCGGUCAAGUAGUUUUUGAGUUACUUUUUCCGGCGCGCAAAAUUUAGCAUUUUAAGAAAAAAAUGUUUAAGUUGUAUACCUACGUGCCCUAGCCGCUGAAGCCGACUCAAGUUUUUUUUACAUUAACAUAAAAGGAAGUCUCUUAUAUCUUUCUAAUGUUUUUUUUUCAUAUUUUUGAGAUAAUUUUCUAACAAUUUCAGCGAAAAACAAAAAACGUGAUAAAAAUCGAUUUCAAAGUAGUUAUAGGUUCUCCCCUUAAGGAGGUUCUAUCGGUAUUCCGAAAUCAAAUGAGGACUACGAAAAAAUGUAAAAAAUAACUGCUUUUAACACUCAUAAAUCUUAUUCGUAAAAUCAUAAUUUUAUUUAAGAUGACUGUUAAAUUGAGUAAUUUAAAGUAUAAACAAUUUAAUAUUAUUUAUUAAGUAAAAAAUUCAAGGCUUGGUUGAACAGAGUAGUAACCACUAAAGCCCUCGCACGUGGUCUCGCGACAGCAGAACGUGUGUUGACAAACACAUACUAACCUGCAAAUGUAGCAUGUUUACACUGAGAGGAUUCCGCGUGAGAUAGUCGAACCGAACGGACGUGAUAUUGUAGCUCUCUGUGAUACCUGAGUGAGACGGUGCGGCGUGAGUUGCGCGGGGGUGACGUGAGGUGUUGAGUUGAGUUAAGUUACUUUAAAAUAGCAGAUAAUUAAUAAAGGGCCCAAGAUACAUCAUGGCAAAUGUUCCCUCGGCCGGACGGGGGAACAGAUUUAAUCCCUAUUCUAAGGAAGAGGUUAGAAGAGAAGUGAGUAGAGGAAAUAAGAGAAGAAGCAUGUCAUUGAGAAGCCAAGAUUCAAACGAGGCGGGACAAGAAGACGAAGAUUUUGCGGCAGAGGAGAGCGACGUAGAAAUAAUGGAUGUACAAAAAUGCGCUAAAAUAUUAAGCAUAGAAUCGGUUGAGACCUCGAAUUUGAAAAGUAGCGUGAUUCAAAGUGAACCAGUAGUGACAAAGGAAAAAUGUAGCGAGACAAUGGACAAGACGGUUAAAGGGGGGAAAGGUCACGCCGGUAUAAGUCAGGAAGUAAACAUGUUUACAGAUUGCGAGGGAAUAGAGAAAAGAGAGCAGAUACCUUUAGCAGGGGUGUAAUUACCGAUUGGCCGUACGAAAUUCCAGAGUUAUGGGAGAAUAUAGUAGAUAAAAAGGAUAUCUUCAGAAUAGAAAAAAUGAAGAAAAGAGUCUGGGAUCAGGAGACAAAAAAGUUCCAGACGCAAUUUAUAAACAAUUUUAUAAUCACUCUAAAAGGCAAA
This is a messenger RNA of Solenopsis invicta (red fire ant), 1881 nucleotides long. RefSeq lists its product as uncharacterized. The record is from RefSeq and is a predicted model, not a curated record. The transcript has 2 exons. Bases 1307 to 1720 code for a protein of 137 amino acids. Lineage: Eukaryota; Metazoa; Arthropoda; Insecta; Hymenoptera; Formicidae.